GUUCGGCUUCUGGUCAGUCCUAAGAUUCUUCCUCAAAGCUGCGUGAACCGGCCAUGUGGGGUCGCAGUGGCGGAAGAAGAGGAGAUCCUGACGAUGAUGACCGCUGGUCCACUGGUGGCAAUGACCGCGGGGUGGACGAGCUCUUUGGGUUUGGAGAACCGGAGCCCGGAGCUGGGCGCAAUUUGGGAUGGGGCGUGAGCGAUUUGGCGCUUCCGGGCGUCGGCGUGGGAGGCUUCGGACGUGGUGGAGGCGUCAGCUUCGGAGGUGUCGGAUUUGAUGACGAGAGCGAGGACGAGACUUGGUGGGGUGGCUGGGAGGCGGAAGACGAAGGUGAGCUUGGUGAAUGGAAAUGGGCCAUGGUGGUCGUCAAAGAGGGCGAGCACAAGAAGAAGACGGGCAUCGUCACUGCCAUUCACGGCCACUGUCCACGUCACAAGCAUCCCUUGGAAAAGAUCAAGGAAGAUGAUGAUCCGUGGGCGGAUGAACAGGUCAAGGGGGAGCCCAAGGAGGAUAAGAAGCAGAAGAAGAAGAAAGGUCCUCGACUGGAAUGUGAGAUGUGUAAGGCGGCUAAGAAGAAGGACAAGGCGUCGGCCGAGGCGGCAGAGGAUGGUAAACCCAAGCCGGUGGCCUUCGGAUGUGAGGACUGCAACUGGUAUGUCUGCGCAGAUUGUCAUGGAAAGAAGGGCGAGAAGCAGUGGCAGUGCAUGCUGCAGGUGGAUCUCCGCGAAGGCUUCGAGGUCCACCGCGAGUGGUUCGCCGUGGAUCACCUGCGGCUCUUCGCCGAAGCGGAAGAUGACAUGGAUUUGGAUGAUGAUGAUGAGAAGGAGGACGUGAACCUCGCCAAGAAGUUCUAUCCCGACCUGGUGGAGGGUCAGGUCAUCAAGGCGUCGUUGAGCUCCGCCGGGCGCUGGGGCUUCACCACGCGCUUCAUGUACGACGCCGUGGUGACCCGGUGCCAGGAGGAUGGAAGCUACGACGUGAAGUUCCACGAUCAGCUGCUGGGGGAGAAGAAAGGUCUCCCAAUCGAGGAGUUGGAAAGCCUCUUGACCUUCGAGGCCUCUGGACUGGGCUUGGAUCCCUCCAGGAACUUCUUUGACUUCCGGUUUAACAGCCUGCCACGGGGCGUCCAGACCAGUGGCAAUGGAGUGGAACUGAAACCGGCCGGUGAUUCAGGCGGCUCCAUCCUUUACAUGAAGCCAGCCUCGUAUCUCUCCAUGCCGUUGGAGGGUCUCGCCCCGGGCGGCGCUGGCUCCGGAGAGGACCACGUGAAGUACACCUUGAGCUUGGAGUUGAAGCUCCCUCUUCAGAGGUCUCAGCAUCCCGUGGCACUGGUGCAGGCGUCCUGGCCAGAAGUGUCAGGCUUGCCACAGCUGUCGGCGGUGGCGGACGCCUACGUUCCCGUGCACCCGGCUGACCGGGACUACGCAGAGGAGCCACCCGAGCCGGGCACCACCUGGUCGUGGCACCUCCAGUUGGGCAACGUGGUGCUGAGCCGAUCGGAGCUGCGGCCGGGGAGGUGGCAUGAGAUCACAUUGGUGGUGAACUGCAAGGAGGGCCGUGCCUUUGUGACUGUGGACGGAAAGCAGGUCCGCGACGACCAGGGCGAGAGUUGGGUGGUCAUCGGUGAAGGUGCAGGCAAGUCACCCUUGGCCAUCAAGCGGGGCGGAUUCCUCCUCUUCGCUGCAGCGGAGGCCUCGUGGAUGCCGGGCGGAUGCUUCUUGCGACGGUGUUCGUUCCAGAGUGACUGCCUGUCAAUGAAGCAGCUCGAACAGGUGCGAUACCAAAACCGCUCGGCUUCGGCCAAGAUCCGUGACUAUCUCAAGGAGCAGCUUCCUCAGCAGGAACUCUCCUUGACGCCGAUCCUUCGCCGGAAAGCCAUGCCUCUGUGGCGCUCGGAUUGGUUCUUGGCGGAGUUCGGACAGAAUGUCUACCCAUCGGACUCCGGGGCUCCGCUCACGACCUUCCAGGUCUUCAUCCUGGCGGCCGAGAAGAUCUUCCAGACCUCGCCGUCGCCGGCGAGCAUCGUGGGGUUGAUGAGCGAGACCAUGCAGAAGGAUGCAGCAGGCACGGUCGCCCUCAUCAAGGCCGCGGAGCCGCUCUACCGGCGUUUGAACAACUGCUUCGAAUCUCCGGAACCUCAGGUGAUCGUCUUCUACCUGAAGGCUGUGAAACAGCUGCGAAGCAAGAUGGCCAAUGUGGGAGAUGCCUGCAUCAUCCCGUUGGCGCUCGGCAACGCCAUUGUGCCCCUACUCCUCGAGCGGAAGGAAGAGAAAGGCGCGCCUUGCUACCGGAUGACCAUUUGCAACGGCGGGGAUGGCACCAUCUACCACCGGCAGUCCGCGCGAAGCCCGCCAAAGCUGAAGUAUCAGACAUGCAUGAUCUUCGAUGGCAUUCCCUGCGAACGCGCGGAGGACGAAGCUUUCUGGACCACGAUGGUCACCGCGUGUCUCAUCUCCUCCGAGAAGGCACCGGAAGAGCUCUUCUACGACACCUUCCUGCCCUACCUGAUGAACACUCCUGCCGUGGUGGAUGUGCUCUACCCCAAGAAGCCUCCGGCUUCGGGGGUGGAGGCUCCAGAGACGGACUUCCACUCGGUGCCCCAGGUCUUUGGGCCUUGGCGCAGCUUGACAUUGCUUUGGAAGCAUUUGUUGAGGACUCGUGCGGGCCUCUCCAAGCAGCAGGUGAAGUGCUUGAAAUGGGAGCUCCGAGCGAGCCUGAUCUCCAUGAGCGUGCACGAUCUGAAAGCGUCCAAGGGCUUGGACACCACCGACGUGCGGCUCUUGAAGCUGGGCUGCGGCUCGAUGUCCUUCGCCGCGGUGCGCAACCACACCACGGCUACCGACAGCCGCCCGGACGAGGAUACCUUGAGUCUGCCCGCGAGCACGAAGUCUCUUUGGGAGUGCCGUCGCCUGGUGGACGCGGUGGAGAUCCUUUGCGCACAGAAGCCCCGGACCUACGAAGGGCAAGAUGGAAGUGGAGAAUUCGCAAGCUAUCUUGACCUGGACACGGGGGAGGAGAAGAUGAGCCAGAGUGCCGUCUUUCCCUUCUUUGACCGCUUGCUCCGGCAGGAGGUCUUCCCUGGGCGUCCCAAGGGUGUCGCCGAGCAGCUGCCCAUCGACCUGCUGGCACUACCGGAGAAGGUGAGCUCCAUGACGGAGCUCUUCCGGACGCUGCGCAUCGCCGAGGAGAUCUGCCUGAAGCUCUCCUUCAUCAGUCGGGAACGGUGUGAAUAUGCGCCAUACCUGUUAGUUUGUCUUCAACAGCACCUCUUCACGAAGCUGCUGCCCUUGCCGCGUGGACCCUUCUCAUCGAAGUUGGAGGAGUGUGAUAUCUGGGGCGGCUGGGAUGGCUCGCACCCCACGGUGACGCGGCCCAUGCAGCUGGACAUGCUGCAGGUCUUGGGACGCCUCGUGGAGCUGUUCGUCUGCGCCUCUUUGGAGAUGCGUUGCAAGCAGCACACGGCGCGCACCUUUGACGCGGUCAAAAUCACGGUGUUGAGCGCCUGCGCCGCCAUGGCAGAUCGCAUCGUGAGGAUUUGGCCCAUGGACGACAGGCUCUUCAAGAGUGAGGAGAGGCCCUCGGAGCUCACGAAGGCCCUGCACGAAGGUCGUUUCGCCAUCGAUGCGGCGGCCUUCGUGACGCAGUCUGAAACCAUGGAGGCCUGCUUCCAGGAGUUGUCCAUCACCCGUGCGGCCAGCGUCGCUUACUUCCACGAGGUGACACAGCACUACAAGGCCAAGACGAAGAAACGACCGGCUUUGGCUCCCGCGACCGGUGGGGUCUGUGGUUGGGAGAAGGUGGCUGGAUGGCAGGUCUCGGUGCAGGUGAACUUGGACCGCCGGCGUACGGUGAUCUUUGACUAUGCCAUGCACAAGUGGGGCAUGUGGGUGGUAGGAGAGCGGGGCACCAUUGCGCUGGUGGAGCGCAUGGCGGCCACGAAGCUCUUGAUGGAUCCAAACCCACAGAAUUUGGUGAGUGGAAACAACGUCAUGAUGCCGCACAUUUGGCCCGAAUUCCGCGCCUAUCGAGACAUCGUCUUCUGGUGGAAGUACUUCCUCUGCACCGAUGUCCGCGUCUUCCCGGAGCCGCGCCAGUUCCACCCGGCCGAGGCCAUCGCCCGGUGGUCCGUGGCACAAGACGACGCCUGGGACAAAGGACGUCAGUACUUCAAAAUCACCGCCUUGGGAAAGGAGCGUUCAGACGAAGCGAUCGACAACGUGGUGUGGCUCAACGAGCGCAAUCCCCCGCAGCCGCCGGCGUCCGGGCAUCGCUGGCCGUCGCCCGCGCUGCCGGCGAUGCACACCAAGGGUGAGGUGCGUACGGAAGAUGACCUGCUUUACCAGAGGUCGUUGCCGAACUUCGCGGACGAGAAGACGGGGCGCCCCAUGCUGCGGCCCUCGGACAGCGAGGCGCUCCUGUCGUAUCUCACGGUGCCCUACCUUCGUCAGCCUUUGCUGCUGAGCUUUUUCACCACACAGGAUCGCUCCAAUUGCCUGCGCCAGGGGACCUUACAGAAGAUCCUUCAAGCAACCAUGCUGGAGCCGGGGAGGCUGCUGUAUCCCGAAGAUAUGCAGAAGAUCCCCGAGUAUGUGCCGGCCAUCGCUGAAGAGGAACACUUAGUCGCCUCACCCUUCAGUCAGAUCUUGACAGAGCUGUCACACGGCCCCUCACAGAUCCUCACCGCUGUUGGAAAGCUGAUGGCCUUGACCUUGAGCUUGGCCACGUCGGUGACCUCCGAGACGGUGCCCGCCAUCCUCUUCGCCGUGCGCCUGGCCGUGCGCGUGGAAUCCGCCGCCGCGGUGCUCAUGGACCAUGCCGAGGGCCGUGUGGCGCGCGCGUGGCCGCGGCUCACGGUCACGCCACACGUCUUGGAGGACCGCUAUUCGGCUAGUGCCGACAAAAGGAAUUCAAGUCUCUAUAGUGCUUGA
Durusdinium trenchii is the source of this 4928-nucleotide messenger RNA. Lineage: Eukaryota; Dinophyceae; Suessiales; Symbiodiniaceae. The record is from the annotation of a GenBank genome assembly.